AUGGAGUGUGAAUAUUCAUCGCGUGAAUACCAAGUUGUGCUUCGUCCAGAUAUUUUUGACAAUUCGUUCGAAUCUGGUGUUCUGCGCGUUCUCGACGAGUUGAUCAAGAUUGGAAACACAAAACUGAUUCCAUUUGAGAUUUCCCAAUCAUCAUUGAAAUUGAAAAAUCAGACACUCGUUCCUUAUACUCUUGAUGCUUCUCGCCAAUCCAAUGAUUUCUUUAUUCCAGUCAUAUUCAAAUCACGUCGAAAGAAACCAACGCAUCCGGCAGAUAUUGUGAUGAAAAUAUCCAAUGCAGAUCCUGCACUCACGUGUAUCCCGUUAACAAUUUCAGACAACUACAAAAAUAACACAAAAGCAAAGUUUGAACUCGAUCUAUAUGCUGAAGGUGGUCGUCUUACAGCUCGAUCUGCGUACAGUUUCACUGUAGAUUUAUCGAUGAACUUUAAUCAAACAUCUGCGAUUAAUAUGUCCGACAUAUUAACUGAUGCUGCAGCUAAAUUCACAUAUUCCAAACAACCACUUAUCAUUGUACCAGUAUCAGCAACCAAGAUUACAAUGCAAACAGCAGAAUUCAAUAUCAAGCUAGUCGGUCAGAAGAUAGGAGCUACGAUGCAGUUCUACAGAAAGCCGAAUGGAAUCAAAGCUGAAUUUUCAUUUCGAGUUAAGGGAUUGACUGUGGAACGUGAAGUUCUUCUUGCUGCACAAAACUUAGUUCUACAAUUAUCACAAAAAUCAACAAUUGCGCUCUAUGCCAUCAAUCAACCCAGCAAUUAA
Adineta ricciae is the source of this 777-nucleotide messenger RNA. The record is from the annotation of a GenBank genome assembly. NCBI's taxonomy places the organism in Eukaryota, Metazoa, Rotifera, Eurotatoria, Adinetida, Adinetidae.